AUGAAAUCUACACCGGCUUGGAGUCAAUUAUUUCUAUUUGAUUUUUUUAUUGUUUUUUCAUUAAUUGAUUUUUGUAAUUCACAUGGUAGAUUACUUGAACCACCACAAAGAGGUUCAAUGUGGCGUUUUGGAUUUGAGGUACCAGCUAAUUAUAAUGAUAUGAGUAAUUAUUGUGGUGGAAAAGAAAAUCAAUGGACUUCACAAAAUGGUCGAUGUGGUUUAUGUGGAGAUCCAUUUCAAGGUCCUCGGGAUCAUGAAGAUGGUGGUAUAUAUGCAACAGGUAUCAUCGGUCGUACAUAUGAAUCAGGUGAAAUGAUUAAUACAACGAUUGAUAUAACUGCUAAUCAUUUUGGUUAUUUUGAAUUUCGAUUAUGUCCAAUGAACAUGGGACAUUCUCGUCGGCCACGUCGUUUAACUCAACAUUGUUUAGAUGAAUAUCUUUUAAAAAUAGGUCCAAAUCUCAUGCAGCUGAUAUUGCUAUCAACUAUUUUACUGACUAUGAUAUUUUCAUUAAUCAAUGCUGGUAUGUUAUUACAUGUUGAGCAACCAACUUUUGAAACACGUGUAAAACAUGCGGAAACAAUUUUAUUUGGUCGUUUUAAUUGGGCAAUACCUGUCAGUAAUAAUGAUCAUUUAAAUGAUGUCUAUUCUAAUAAACAAAAUACAUUUGAAUUUAUUGUUUAUUGUACAAUAAAGAAAAGUAAAGCACCUGAUAAUGUUUCACGUUAUAUUCGUGUUACUAUUGAACAUAAUGAAACUGAAAUUGAUAUGAGAAAAAAUCGUUGGUUUAUAUUAUUUCCUACAAAGAGUGAUAUAAAUAAUAUAUGGAUCAUUCAUAAUCGAAGUGAUGCAUUCGAUUUAGAAGAUGAUUUAGAACUUCGAAUUUUUGAACAAUUUUGUUUUCUUAAACCAAAACUUCCUUAUGGUUUUCCAAAUAGUGGUCUUCUCAAUCGUUGUCCAAAACCAAGUGCUGAACAUUGUUUAAAAAAUGGUACACGUAUUCGUCAUGAUGAAUUACUUGAAUUGAAAACUUUUCUUACAAGUACAACAACUCGAAAACCAAAAUUAAUAAAAUCUAAACGAAUUAUUCGAUCAAAACCAGUUAUUAAACAAAAACGAUUUAUUGAACCAGUUUGGUAA
Adineta steineri is the source of this 1140-nucleotide messenger RNA. Lineage: Eukaryota; Metazoa; Rotifera; Eurotatoria; Adinetida; Adinetidae. The record is from the annotation of a GenBank genome assembly.